Molecule: messenger RNA, 2684 nt
Organism: Brassica napus (rape)
Lineage: Eukaryota; Viridiplantae; Streptophyta; Magnoliopsida; Brassicales; Brassicaceae
Product: putative F-box protein At5g15660
Exons: 1
Coding region: 1560-2684 (374 amino acids)
Molecular function (GO): protein binding
Source: RefSeq, a predicted model, not a curated record
UAUGAAUUUUAUUAUUUAUUAUUCUAUAAAUAAAAAGUGAAUUUAUAUUCAUUUAUAAUUAUAUUUAACAUUUAUUAUGAAUUUUAUUAUUUUGACAGAAAUUUCAAAAAUAAAUAAAUAUUUAUAUUUAAAUAUAAAUUAUUAAAAUAAAUUAUUAAGUGUAAUCUUUGAAAAAGAUACUUAAGAAUCUUUUAGAUAUCUUAUUUUGAAAAUUAAAAUAAUAUGUUAGAUAUGAUAUAUAUUUAAUAAUAACUAAGUUAGUUGAAGGAAAAAUAAUACAAAAUUACAUUGUUAACUAGGGUCGGACCCGCCCGUAGGGCGGAUAAGCAAAUGAACGAAAUUAUAUAAAUAUAUUUAAAAUUAAAUAGAGAGUUUAUUUUAAUUAUUUUCCUUAGCACUUUACAAAAAAUAUGUCUGCUAACAAAAAUUUUCAUUUGGUCAGCAAUCUCAAACCCUAUAAGAAUAAGCGGCGUGUUCAAGUGAAAUUGAUUCACUCAUGAAUACAAAACCCAUUUUAUGCUGAUGAAACCUUAAAAAUGGUUUUAGCUGAUGAAACAAUUAGUUUUAUAAUCUGAACAUUUUUUUAUUUAUUUUUUUGAUAUGUAUGUUUCUGGUAGAUUUUUUUUUUAGGGUAAUAAAAUUCAGUGUUAAGCGAGAGAACUAAACAAAAAUGGCCCAAACUAAAAAAUAUAAUAAUAAUGGGCCUUUGAAAAUAGAUAAGCUAUGUUUCAAAUUGUUUAGAAAACAUAAGCCUAUUAGUUUAUAUUAAUUAACUCAAUUCAUAUUUAAUAAUCUGUUUUCUAAGUUCAAAUAAAAAAAAAUUGAUUACACAUGCUAAGUUUUAAUAAGAUAGAUGACUAAUAUAGUAGUGUUACAAAAAAAAAGAUGACUAAUAUAGAAAUAAUAUUACACUUAAGAUGACUUACUUUUUACUUUUGCUAAAAAUAUUCAAACUCAUUUUUAAACAAAUAACAUUAUUUUCAUUUUUUAAGUUUAUUAUACAAUUGACGGUAGCAGAUGAAUAACCAUAUUAACUUCAUCGAUCUUAGAUAUAUUACUAAUUUGUCAAAAUUGUAGUAUAGUUUUAUAUACAGUAUAUCAUGGUGUAACAAGAUAUAAUUAUAUCAUAAAAAAAUUGAAAUCAACACCCGAUUGCGCAGAUUUAGCUCUAGUCUAUUUUAAAAUGUAAAUUUGAGGUUUGUUGGCCGGUCAUAUCUCAAAUGGGUUUAAAUCCAAAAUAUCUAAAGUCCAAAUAAGCUUAGGUCAAAAGACUUAAGUUUUUUGAUUAUACAACUAAGUACAAACCCGAUAAUUUAUAGAAUUGGGUGGGUUCGAAUUCCGAGUUUCGGUCCUGACUCCUGACAUGUCUAAAUAGCAUGACCCCUUUUUAAGUUAAGCUUCUGGUGUACGGAGUUAGAGAGAUUUACUAGGGUUAGAUCUAAUCUAGGGUUUUUAACCAAGACCUAUAUAUAACCUUAUUUAUUACCUACGCUCCUCUUUUAAAAGAGAAAAGGCAAAGAGUAGAUGGAGAGAGAUAUAUUUAGGGUUUAGAAACAAGCAUGAUGAUCACACGCAGCAAAAAGAAUAAAACCACCUUUACCACUAAUCCACAAACCUCAAGCAGCUUUGAUGGACUCCCUCUAGACUUGGUGAUUGAGAUUCUUGGAAGAUUUCCUAUAAAAUCGAUAGCUAGGUUUCUUCUAGUAUCCAAGUUAUGGGCUACCAUCAUCCACAGUCGAGAUUUUAUUGAAUCUUUUCCCCUUGGUUCUUGUUCUUCUCAACCACGUUUCCUAAUCGCUUUCAGUGGUCUAGAUAUAAAGAAAGGAACGCAUUACGCAAAAGAAGAUUGGUACUUCUUCUCGUCGUCUUUCCUCUCGCGCUCAUCAUGUUCAUUACCACCUGUGUACCGUUCGCAUUACGUUAAAGGACUAUUAUGCAUCGGAAGUGGUCGAGAACAAUUCAUAGUUAACCCCACCAGUGGUAAGUCCAUAGCUUUACCCAGAGUCAGAACCAGAAGAAGGACCACAAAAAGUUUUUUUGGAUAUGAUCAAGUUAAUGAUGAGUAUAAAGUAUUGUGCUUGACGGAAGCACUAAGUGGUCUUCAUGCUGAAGAACCUUCGUCUCAGCAUCAAGUAUUCACAUUAGGAGCUAAGAAAAAAUCAUGGAGAAUAGUAGAAUGUAGCAUUCCUCACCGUCCUUGUUCUAGCGGUGUGUGCAUAGAUGGUUUUAUAUAUUAUGCUGCUAAAACGGGUUCGCAACGCAGCUUAAUGAGAUUUGAUUCGAGGUCUGAAGAGUUUCAUCUUAUUACUAGAGUACCCACAGAGAUUGUACUAUCUAAGGAUCAAUAUAGUCACGCUAUGAUUAUAAACUACCAAGGGAAAGUAGCAAUACCCACCAAAACAUCAACAUACACGUUUGAUGUGUGGGUUAUGGAUCAAAAUGCUGAAGAACGUAAAUGGUUGAAGAAACUUACAUUCAGUGUUGAACCUUGGAAGAGUGCAUGUAGGUUUAUAUACUUCAAAGGCAUCACUCAGACGGGUGAGUUUAUUAUGGCACCAUACAGCUACGACUCUGAAAAUGUUUAUGUUGCCCUUUACAACCACUACACUGAUACCUUAAGAAAAGUUAAGGUCCAAGUAAGCGCAGACUUUAACUUCAAGCCUAAUCUGCCUCAGAUUACAUAG